GGUUGCAUGUCGUGUGGGUUGGACGACGAGCGCUGCCAUCGCUUGUGUCGUACGACCGCGUUGGACGACAGUUCAAUAAUUGCUUGCUAUGGACUCGCAUCACGUGCGCAAUACGGAAUUUUGGAAAGAAUUCUUUCGACUCUAUCGCUCCAUGCCGGAGCUGUGGCUGACCAAUUCGAAAGAUUAUCGCAACCGUAAGCUGAAGGCGCACUCGUACGACCGGCUCCUGCGCCACAUGCGCACCAACGACCCGUACGCCAACAUCCACAUGGUGAAGCGAAAAAUCAACAAUCUGCGCACCUCCUACCGGCGCGAGCUGCGCAAGGUGCUCGAGAGCAGGGCCAAUGGGGCUUAUAGCGGCGAGGAGUAUGUGCCGUCCCUGUGGUACUUCAAUGAGCUGGAGUUCCUCUACGACCAGGAGACGGGCGAGGCGCAGACGCUGAUUGAUGCGGAGCCUGAACAUGAACCGGAUUCGAAACCCGAACCGGAACAGGAAUCCGAACCGGAGUACCUAAAAGAUGCCUACAAUGAAAAUGUGGUGGAAGUGUCCCUGGAAGAGCAGGAGCCAGUGAGUGGGACACACGCAACAAAAUUCAGGGACGAGGACAUUUUCGCCGAGCCCUUUCCGCCCGAGGAGGACAUGUUGGUCAUCGAGGGCGAGGCCGACGCUGAGGGCGAUAUUGAAGGUGACGACGAUGGCGAUGGGGAUGGCAACGGCGACGGCGACGGUGACGUUGAUAACGUACUGGAAGCAGAGGACGUGGAGAAUGGCGUCAAGCAUGGAACGCUAAGCGAGGCACGUCACAAAUGCGAUCCAAAAAUGGAAAGCAAAUAUCAGCAACAUUCCCAUAGCGGCAACAACAACAACAACAACUCCAAUAACAACACCAACAGCCACAACCAGAAUAACAACAACAGCAUCAGCGGUGCCGGAAAACAUGUGCAUCCGCAUCCUUAUGCCACAGUACGAUUGCAGCCACAGCAGCAGCAGCAGCAGUCGCAGUCGCGCCGCAGCAUGCGUCGACGUCAGCACAGCACCGACGAUGACGGCGACUAUGGUGGAGAGAGCACAGCAACGGUCAGCAAAAAACGCCGCCAAAUGAUGAUGGAGCGCAGCAUCGAGCACACGGAGAGCGAAUGCGAUUUGAUUGGCAAGCGUAUGGCGGCGCAUUUCCGAAACAUGCGACCCGAUCAGCGUCUCUUCGCCGAGCGCAUCAUCAGCGAGGUGCUGGUCUUCGGGCGCAUGAAUCGGCUCUCUCUCGACGCCCGCUUCCUGCCCAACGGCACUGGCGGCGAUCUCUUUUCUGGGGAUAAUUUCAAAUAGUGCAAUGAGAGAUAGAGAUAGAGAUAGAUGGAGCGUGGGAGUGAGAGAGAGACGGAGUGAGGUGAAAAGAGCACAAAACAAUACAAGAAGUGCUUGUGUGUGACACUGGCUUCAGUCAUAACGCGCCAAUUAGAGCGGCGACGGCGACAACUGAAUAAAAGCAAAAGCAAUUGCGCGACAAUGCUCAGGCGAGAAAAGUGUCCGAAAUGAUGUUCCAAAAAUAUUGGUACAAAUGAUUUAUAAUACCUACAUAC
Molecule: messenger RNA, 1578 nt
Organism: Drosophila arizonae
Lineage: Eukaryota; Metazoa; Arthropoda; Insecta; Diptera; Drosophilidae
Source: RefSeq, a predicted model, not a curated record